AUGAGCGAGAAGGAGAUUGCCGACAAGGUUCGGGGGGUGUUCUCACCCUACCUGGCCCAGCGAUGGCACCGUGCUGCCAAUCUGUGGGAAAGAGUGUCGCAGCGCUGGCAGCCCACCCUGCAGACGCUCCUGCCUCUCGGCGGGCACUCAGAUGGCAACAAGAUCACCCUUUACACUCAUGGAGAUGACGCAUUUGGUGCCAAAUGGGACGCCAUUCAGAAGGCGAAGGAGAAAGUGUGGUGGUCGGCCUACACCGUGGAGCCCGACCGUGUGGGCAAGCGCACGGUGGAGCUGCUCACCCAGGCCAAGCGCCGCGGGUGCGACGUCAUACUGCUCUACGAUUCCAUCGGCUCUCGCAGCGUCGACAACGAGUUCCUCGCCCCCCUGCGUAAGGCCGGCGCCUUGCUCUUCUGGUUCCUGCUUCUGAUGCCCCUGCGCGCAGCAUGUCUCGAGUUCGGCCCCAGUUGGCGGCACGGACCCUUCCGCAAUCAUCAGAAGCUCUUGAUCGUGGACGACCAUGGCUACUGUGGUGGGAUGAACGUCUCCGAAGACUAUGCCGGCCUCAAGACCUUUGGAAAGGAAACGUUUAGCGACACACACAUCAAGAUGGAAGGUCCAGCGGUGAAGGACCUCGAAACUGUGUUCCUCAACUCGUUGAUCGCCAACCAGGAGCACAUACCCAUAGAAGAAAUCGACCGGGUCGAGCAAAUUGUGGAGCGGCGACCAGACCUACCGCCAACCCCGGACGGAGUCUUUGUACAGGUACUCCAGUCCAACAUCCGACGGCAGAGGAAGGACGUGCAGGCCGCUCUGCGGUUAGCUCUUCGAUCAGCCACCGACAGUUGCUACCUCUCGUCGCCAUACUUUCUCCCGCCCAGGAACAUCAAGAGGGCCAUCAUUCGGGCUGCGCGCAACGGUUCCGACGUGCGCAUCAUCACGGCGGGAGACAGCGAUAUACCCUUUAUCCGGGCGGCGCAGCAACAUAUUUAUUCAUCCUUCUUGAAGCGAGGAAUCAAGAUCUAUGAAAUGUGGGACAAGAAGCUCCACGCCAAGAUGGCCAGCAUCGAUGGGAUCUACUCGUAUGUCGGGUCCUUCAACCUCGACGCCUGGAGCAGUCGCAAUCUGGAGGUCAACGUGACCGUUCUCGAUCCGCCACUCGCCCACCAGCUUGAAGAUCGGUUUGAGGAGCUCAUCGCGCGGUCGUGCAAGGAGGUGUCGCUGGACGAAUUGGAGGGUCGCGGGCUCUGGGAAAAGAACUACCACUGGCUGGCCUACCAGUUCUUCACCGUCACCGGUCCGCGCGUGAUAGACGAGGACGACGACGAUGAUGAUGACGAUGACUGA
Acanthamoeba castellanii str. Neff is the source of this 1344-nucleotide messenger RNA. RefSeq names its product phospholipase D, putative. The record is from RefSeq and is a predicted model, not a curated record. Gene Ontology annotation, molecular function: catalytic activity. NCBI's taxonomy places the organism in Eukaryota, Discosea, Longamoebia, Acanthamoebidae. The coding region runs from base 1 to 1344 and encodes 447 amino acids. The transcript is spliced from 10 exons.